AUGGCGGCGAGGUCCCUUACUCCGUCCACUUUCCGAAUCGCAAUCUCACUGCUCCUCCUUGUAGCUAUCGGCACCGCUUUCGUUUUUCUCCCGGUUGAGCAGAAAUUGAAGGACUUCUUGUUAUGGAUUAAGGAAGAUCUUGGACCUUUUGGUCCACUUGCAUUGGCUUUGGCUUAUAUUCCCCUCACAAUUGUGGCGGUCCCUGCUUCUGUACUCACGCUUGGGGGUGGUUACCUUUUUGGCCUACCAGUAGGAUUUGUAGCCGACUCUCUUGGAGCUACGUUAGGUGCAACAGCAGCAUUUCUGCUUGGUAGAACGAUUGGCAAAUCUUAUGUCACUUCAAAAAUAAAGCAUUAUCCGAAGUUUCAAGCUGUUUCCGUUGCAAUUCAGAGAUCUGGCUUCAAGAUAGUUUUACUGCUCCGCGUUGUCCCGAUACUGCCCUUCAAUAUGUUGAAUUACCUCCUAUCGGUAACCCCCGUUCGCUUAGGGGAAUACAUGCUGGCAACUUGGUUGGGAAUGAUGCCCAUUACGUUUGCGCUAGUUUAUGUUGGAACUACUCUGAAAGAUCUUUCUGAUAUUACACAUGGAUGGCAUGAGGUGUCAGUAUUUCGUUGGGUGCUAAUGAUGCUUGGCAUUGCUCUAGCGGUAAUUCUGAUCAUAUGCAUAACAAGAGUGGCGAAAUCAUCAUUGGACAAAGCAUUGGCUGAGAAUGCAAAUGAUUUAUUAGAUGGCAAAAAGAAUGACGACGCUUCCAUGCUCCCCAUCGCAGAACCACCAUCGGAUCAGCUACACGACUCUCUCAUUAUCAGAAUCGACCCAUCCAAUACUUGA
Thlaspi arvense is the source of this 831-nucleotide messenger RNA. The record is from the annotation of a GenBank genome assembly. Lineage: Eukaryota; Viridiplantae; Streptophyta; Magnoliopsida; Brassicales; Brassicaceae.